This is a messenger RNA of Medioppia subpectinata, 1332 nucleotides long. The record is from the annotation of a GenBank genome assembly. NCBI's taxonomy places the organism in Eukaryota, Metazoa, Arthropoda, Arachnida, Sarcoptiformes, Oppiidae.
AUGUCUUUAAAUCGAGUAAUUCUAGUGGACGUGUUAUCGGUGUUGUUUGGGAUCAGCUCUUGGAUAGCCGUCAACGGUGUGUGGACUCAGACACCACUACUAGUGCAGAGACUGCCCGAGCAGUGGAACCUAACCUCCUAUGUGGUAAUGAUUGUUCAGUUGGCAAACAUUGGGCCCAUUGUUUACUCUAUACUCAAAUUUAAAUACUCACUCAAAGCCGUAGAGAAGCCAUGCAUUCACGCGACUCUAUUGAUCGGUUCGGUCGCGUGUCUCCUAUUAGCGCUGUUUUGGGACAAAAUCACUGUUAUUAAUGGCAGCAAACAUUCGGUCGCUUUUCUCACACUAACGGCACUGUUAGCUGUGGUCGACUGCACCACAUCUGUACUCUAUCUGCCAUUUAUGGCACACUUUAAGUCUAAAUAUCUGGCCUCGUAUCUGACGGGUCAGGCGCUCAGCGGACUCAUACCUAGCCUAUUGGCGUUUGCGCAAGGCGCCAGCGAUAACCCGGAGUGUAUUACUUCUACCGACACACACGAGGUAUACCCAAAAUACCCGGAGCCCCGUUUCUCUGUAGGGGUGUUCUACGGGUGUCUAUUAUGUCUGGUUGUGCUAAGUUGGCUGUCGUUUGUAUUGCUCAACCGUAUGAGUCGGUGUCGUAAAGAGUGGGUCUUAUACUCAAAAAAGAGCGCCGACUUCAAGGGCCGGGCGUCGGACCGUACGGUCAGCACCGGUAGCGAUGUCUCGUCGUCUGACGCCAGCGUUGACUCCAGUCCCGAGUCUUGUGGCCAUAAAAGUGACCAAAAACUGAAUACAGAGCCCUACGAACAAACCAUAUCCCGGCGCACAUUCAUCGCCCUAUUGUUAACUCAGGCCUACAUAUGCUCUCUAACCAACGGACUAUUGCCCAGUAUUCAAAGUUACAGUUGUAUGCCAUACGGAAACACCGCCUACUUCUUGGCGGUGAACAUAUCGUCAAUAGUGAAUCCCAUAUCAUGUCUGAUAGCGUUUUACGUGAAGCCCAAAUGGAUUAUCGCAACACUUCCCGGUGCUAUCGGGUUGGGAACGGUUUGUGCAAUCUAUGCCAUGGUUACGGCCGUACUGUCGCCCACACCACCCCUCCAACACACGGGCACCGGUAGGGCGUUGAUUGUGCUGACAUGGGUGGGCAUUGCCGGCCUGUUUGCCUACUCCCGGGCCUGUAUAGCAACCGUACUCCGUAAUAAUACCGCCGGUGCCGGACAUAAGUCGCUAUUCUUUUGCGGUGUAUUCACACAAAUAGGUUCAACAGUGGGCGCAGUCAUCAUUUUUAUAUCCACCUCUCCUUGUAGUUAA